CGUUUCCCGUUUCUGGUUCAAAGAAACAUAUCGAAAAGUGCAAACCUUCAAGAGUUAGAGUCGUGAGUGGGACCCACAUUCUGAUGAGCCCGACCUAAAAGACAUAAAUCACCACAUGUUUCUUUAGAUCAACGGUUACCCUACGUUUCUCUUCUUCGUCUUCUACCUCCCUCACCCUUCUAUAAGCCAUGCCCCUUUUUUUUGCUGAUUCUCACAUUAUACUAACCUGCUCUUUUGCUUCAUUUCAGUACUGUAGGAUCUCCUUUUCCCUUCCUUAUUAAAUUUCUUGCUGUUUUUCGUUUCCUUUUCCCUCUCUUUGUAAAUCUCUGUCUUGUUUUUGCUCUUGUUCUUCGCUUGCUACCGCAGAUUUUUGAAUUUUCUUAUAUAUUUCAUUAAUGGGUUUUGCUUCUUUUGAGUAGUGGAUUGGUUUUUCUGUUACCAUUAAUUGUUUUGCAUCUGUGUGCCUGUAAAAAUUUGAAAAUUUUCAUUCAUACUUAUCUAGAUUUUGUUGUUCGCGAGGCGUAAGGACUUCCUUUUUUUGUUACGCUUCCUCUGGUUAUUGGAAUUUAGCUCAUAACAAGCUAUUUGGUUCUAUAAUUUCUGUUUCACUCUGUUCUUUGGGAUCUGCGCGGCUAUUGCUGGUGUGAUCCCACGUGUUCUGUCAAUGGGUGCCUUGAAUGAGGGGCAUUUCCUUGUGGAGCUUGAGAAUGGAGUGAAACUCAAUUGCGUUGAACCGGAAUUAGAAGAAGAACCAGAGACUUUGGCCAUUCAGAACGCUGUAAGAGUUCUGUUACAAGGUCUCAAUGAGGAUAUUAAUAGAGAAGGUCUUAAAAAGACCCCUCUUCGUGUUGCCAAGGCCCUUCUCCAUGGAACCAAAGGUUAUAAACAAAGGGCAAAUGACAUUGUUCAUAGUGCAUUAUUUCCUGAAGCUGGUUUGAAUAAUGCAGUAGGUCAUGCAGGAGGAGCAGGUGGUCUUGUGAUUGUUCGAGAUAUUGACCUCUUCUCAUACUGCGAGUCUUGCUUGCUUCCCUUUCAGAUAAAGUGUCAUGUAGGUUAUGUCCCAUCUGGUCAGAGGGUUGUAGGAUUAAGCAAGCUAUCUAGAGUUGCUGAUGUCUUUGCAAGAAGGCUACAAGAUCCACAACGUUUGGCAGAUGAAAUUUGUUCAGCUCUGCAACAUGGGAUCAAACCUGCUGGUGCUGCCAUUGUACUCCAAUGUUUACACAUCCAUUUUCCAAAUUUAGAGUCAUUUGUACUUGACUCCAGUCACCAAGGAUGGGUAAAGGCACUAGUCCGUUCAGGUUCUGGUGUUUUUGAAAAUGAAAAUGCCGACCUUUGGUGUGAUUUCCUAAAUCUCCUGAAGUUCAGAGGCGUAAAUGUAGAUAAAAUUCAGAUGACAGAUGCUACGGAGCAGUGUUGGUGCCCCUCCCAGUCUUCUUCAAGUGCUAAACUUUCAUCCAUGGUCAGGUCACCCAACCAAGGAAUGGUCACUGCUGUUACAUCGAUACUUAUGUCUUUGGGAGAAGACCCAUUAAGGAAAGAGCUUAUUGAAACUCCUAGUCGUUUUGUGAAGUGGUUGAUGAACUUCCACAACACAAAACUGGAGAAUGGCUUUGGUAGGGCAGAUCCUCUUGAAGCCAGUGGAGAUAUUAGCCAUGACAGAGAACAAAUGCAUUCUGAGCUGAACCUGUCAUUCUGGUCUCAGUGUGAGCAUCAUUUACUGCCAUUUUAUGGUGUUGUGCAUAUUGGUUACUUCUGUGCUGAAGGAUCAAAGCCUAUUGAAAGAGAUUUUCUACAGUCAAUAGUACAUUCUUAUGGUUUCAAGCUCCAAGUGCAGGAAAGACUAACACGACAAAUUGCAGAGACUGUUUCGUCAUAUUUAGGUGGAGAUGUGAUGGUAGUUGUGGAGGCUGACCAUACUUGUAUGAUUUCUAGAGGUAUUGAGAAAUUUGGAAGCAAUACAGCUACAAUUGCUGUGCUCGGUCGAUUUUCAAUAGAUCCCGCUGCAAGGGCCAUCUUUUUGCAGAGCAUUCCAAAGACAACUACUACUUGAGGGAUCACGACAGUUUGAAUCAGUUUUCAGAAAUACAUCGAGUCACGUUCUUCGCGUUUUCUAGAUCGUUUAUUUGUUUACUGUGGGGCUGGUAUACCAGAGAAUCAUUGCAACAGAUCAUUUGUUGGAUGACUGGAACAAGGUUUGAUGUGUUUGCCUAAGCUUUUGUGCUGAUUGUGCGGGAAUGUUGGAGAAGAUGAGUGUCCAGAAAUUUUAAUCUUUUUUCAAGAGGCAAUCAUUUUCUCAUUUUUACUUUCUCAGCACAGUUUUCCCCAUACAUGAAAAAUAAGACGCCAAUGUUUACGUUUUUUUUUUUGUCCGUGUAUUAGCAGUUAGAACUUAGAAGUCUAUGGCCAGUGAGAAAAAUGCCGUUAAUGACAGUUGUCUGCCGUCUUUACUAAAUGCAGAAAUGAGUUUUCCAGAAUUGAUCUGUGUGAA
Jatropha curcas is the source of this 2488-nucleotide messenger RNA. RefSeq names its product GTP cyclohydrolase I. NCBI's taxonomy places the organism in Eukaryota, Viridiplantae, Streptophyta, Magnoliopsida, Malpighiales, Euphorbiaceae. Gene Ontology annotation, biological process: tetrahydrobiopterin biosynthetic process; tetrahydrofolate biosynthetic process. Gene Ontology annotation, molecular function: zinc ion binding; GTP binding; GTP cyclohydrolase I activity. Gene Ontology annotation, cellular component: cytoplasm. The record is from RefSeq and is a predicted model, not a curated record.